Molecule: messenger RNA, 3393 nt
Organism: Penicillium brevicompactum
Lineage: Eukaryota; Fungi; Ascomycota; Eurotiomycetes; Eurotiales; Aspergillaceae
Product: serine/threonine-protein kinase
Exons: 3
Biological process (GO): intracellular signal transduction; negative regulation of glycogen biosynthetic process; protein phosphorylation
Cellular component (GO): nucleus; cytoplasm; cytosol
Molecular function (GO): ATP binding; protein serine/threonine kinase activity
Source: RefSeq, a predicted model, not a curated record
UAUGCACACACAGGCGAGCCGAGUCCUCUUUCGUCGCCGUUAGGUCCCCUCUCAGAGUCGCCCGAGUCUGAGUCCGGAUUCCCCAAACUUUCCUUACAAACAGAUCGAGUCAGAGGCUCAGUCGACAGCGUUUCGUCGGGAUAUGAACCUAAUUCAAGAUCCCCGUUAUUCGAGAGCGACCAUGGACUGGGUCCGUCCGGCCUGGAUCGUAUACGCCAGCACCAGCCAUCCCGCGUGCUCACUCUUCCCAAUUUAUCUACGUCGUCGCUAGCCCCGAUGGCUUCCAAACGUCCUUCGCCCUCCCCGCGCUCGCGCUCGUCGACUCGAGCCCACUCCGGCCGUUUGUCCAUGAGCUCGAGUUCCACGGACUUGGAGGAUUUGCACAGGUUCCCACUGGAGUCGCUGCAUUCGUUCUCGUUUGCUCAGCAGUCCGAGGAGUUCCUUCACAGCCGUCAAAAUAUCCUCAAGAGGUCUAUUGAUUUCAUGCGCGACCGCAUGGGAUGGGCAGCGACAAACCCUGCUAUAGCCAACGCCCAAGCCAAUGUCAGUGGGGACCCGGAGAUGCAAGGCAUGAUGGACCUGCUCGCCCGGGCAAACAUGCUUGAGACCCAGGACCACCAGAUCCCAGGCCGAGGACCCAUCACAGGACCAGCGGAAUUGAAUGGCGACAACGUGUUUGAAAGAGCCUUUUCGGACGGUGACUCCUUGUCUCCAGUCAGCACCCGGGACAUGGCCCAGGAAUCUCUCACCUCGGGGUCACAUCAAUCUGACAGCUCCCAUUUGAUGAGCCCAGUACCCAAUGACCAGAUCUCCAACCAACGGAGGGACCUAAUCGCGGCACCAACUUCCAGGCGCGUAAGCUUAAAACGUACAUACACAGAUCUCUGCUCUGUCUCUCAAAAGAGCAAGCUGAUGGAAACUUUAGCGCAACCUUACACCUCUUCGGCAGACCCGUUCUCCUCGCUUGGCUCGUCAACAUCUGGAAUGGGACUCCCUAUCCCCGCCCUUCACACCCAUAGCAGCAAAUGGACCCCGGUUUCCCAGGCCGUUUUCAGGACCGAAGCCGAGGCACCCUGGACCAUUCUGGCCGCUAAUGAUCUCUCUUGUCUGAUAUUUGGUGUUCUUCAAUCCGAAGUCCGCCGCAUCAGUAUCCUCGAGGUCGUGCAAAAGGAACAUAGAGAAUGGCUCGAGGCCAAACUCCGAGACCCCAGUACUGAUGCCGCAGCCCGUAUGCCACUUAAGCCGGAACGAGCCAACAUUAGCGCGGUGAACCCCAACUUCCGCGGUCUCGGGAAUGGCGUGACAGCCCAACUACUCAGCAAACCGUCUUCCCGCGAAAAGUCUCGGAGAUCACAAACUGACGAUGGAUACGGCUCUAGCACACGGGGUCCCAGAAACAAUAACCACCCCGGAAACAAGUCUCGAGGAGUCUUGCUAUGCGGCGACGUUGUUCCAAUCCAAAAGCGCAAUGGGACCAAGGGAUCUGCUAGCGUGUGGGUUAUGGAGAAGCGCGGUGGCCUGAUCUGGGUCCUGGAAGAGAUUACAGAAAAUGUCGCCUCCGUCCAGUGUGACGAUUCAUGGACCGUCAUGGGUGCCAUGGGUGACUCAGAAAAGAUCUGGGGCUCGUCUGUGGUUCAAAAGGGACAACCGAUCACUGAUCUUUUACCUUGUUUGCCAUCGGCCUCCCUUGAAACAUCCUUUGCAAGGGGAUUGGACCAAAUUGUGCAACUCAAGCACUUUGCCGCCCGGACCGCAGCCGGCGUUUGUAUCCCUGUGGCUGUCGGCAAGGGCGAGGGAAAUCGAACUCUCCAGGUCUCCAGCUUCCCUCAUGUUGCUGGUAUGAUGGUGCUCUCGUCUUCUUCUUUGAACGUGAUCAGCUCCAACUCCGUCUUCUCUUCCGUCUUAUUCGGCCAAACCAGACCAGAGGGACUUCACAUCACCGAACUCAUCCCAGACUUCGAUGAAAUCCUGGAUGUUUUGACCGAAGAAGAUAAUGUGCCCCUCGUGGAUGGAAUUGUCAUUCCCGAACACAGCUUCCGCCGAGCAAGAACCUUGUCUAUUCUCCGCGAUGGAAAGUCAAAUGCUGCUUCUGUGUUCACAGAGCCAAGUGGUCUACUUGCCAAACACAGGGACGGCUCAACUAUUGUUGUGGACAUCCAACUCCGCGUUGUGAAGAGUGGAACCUUCUUCUCGAAGGAGAAGGCGGAGAAAUACAGUGAUCGGAGCAGUGAUUCAGAUGAUAGCGAUGAUACAAUUGCAGUCACUGAGCUGGUCUAUGCUCUGUGGAUCACCUACUCGAGACAACUCCACGCCGCCGGGCCUGCCGCCGGACUCUCGCCAUCGUCUGUACCCUCCUCCAAACCCACGUCACCGACACACAUCCCCGCCUCGAAUGGCUCGUCAGACUCAAGCUCUGAUUCUCAGAAAACGGAAAACCGCGAUCCUUCUGUGAUUAUUCAAGCUCCGACCUCGAACCUUAGCCAACAACUCAGCGAAGCCGCCUCUGAGCCACUCACUGACCGUCCUGUACAACCGAUCCCUGAGAUUACAUCUACCAGCGCGAAAAACGAGCCUGCAGCAAAGCGGACGAUCAACGACUACGUCAUUCUCGAGGAAAUGGGCCAAGGAGCCUAUGGACAAGUCAAAUUGGCGCGUCAGAAGAAAAUGCCCACCAAGAAGAUGGUUCUCAAGUAUGUCACCAAGAAACGCAUCUUGGUAGACACUUGGACCCGGGACCGACGUCUCGGGACUGUGCCUUUGGAGAUUCAUGUCCUCGAUUUCCUCCGACGGGAUGGACUCAAGCAUCCCAACAUCGUCGAGAUGGAAGGUUUCUUCGAGGACGACGUCAACUAUUAUAUUGAGAUGACACCCCAUGGACUGCCAGGAAUGGAUCUCUUCGACUACAUUGAGCUCAAGGCCAACAUGGACGAGUCGGAGUGCCGCAACAUCUUCAAACAAGUCGCGGGUGCCACUAACCACUUACAUACCAAGGCACUGGUUGUGCACCGUGACAUUAAGGAUGAGAAUGUGGUUCUCGACGGUGAAGGGCGAAUCAAGUUGAUCGACUUUGGCAGCGCGGCCUACAUCAAGAAUGGGCCAUUCGAUGUCUUUGUCGGAACGAUUGAUUACGCCGCGCCCGAAGUCCUCCAGGGCCGAUCCUAUCGUGGCAAAGAGCAAGACAUCUGGGCCCUGGGUAUCCUCCUUUACACGAUCGUCUACAAGGAAAACCCCUUCUAUAACGUCGACGAGAUCCUAGACCACCCCCUCCGGAUCCCCUUCCUCCCCUUCUCCGAAGACUGCAUUGACCUCAUCCGCACGAUGCUCGAUCGUGAUGUUGAUAACCGGCUGACCAUCACCGAGGUGCUCGAGCAUCCGUGGAUGGUGGCAAAUUGA